This is a messenger RNA of Pseudo-nitzschia multistriata, 2305 nucleotides long. Lineage: Eukaryota; Bacillariophyta; Bacillariophyceae; Bacillariales; Bacillariaceae. The record is from the annotation of a GenBank genome assembly.
GAGAACUACUCGUACUCGUACUCGAUCGGUUUUUGAACAAAUCGCUACGAGUACGAGAACGCACGACGUACCGUACGGUACGAUAUUGCGAGUCCCCGUUUAGGCACAAAAAGCAUCGAUAGCAAGGUACUGAAUGAUMAGGGAAAGUGUUUCUUUUUGAAGGGAAGAGAAGUUGCCAAAGCAAGACAACAAGACAAUGGUAUCUACCAUCCUAUUUCACUGCCUGCUGGCAUUGCAUCUGAUUUCUUUUUCAACCGCAUCGUGCCCAGGAUUCAAAUUGGGAACCACGACAUGCAACUCCGGAAUCUUUUCGAGGUCGUCAAUUAAAGCAUCGUGUGCAGAAGACGAUAAGGUGGAAGUCUCUGGUACUGUUACUGCUCCGUCUGCUUUCGAAGACGCCGAAGUUACGUUCGUCCCUUGCAUCCGAAGCACGGGGGUCUGUUUCGACGAAUACUCACAAAGGGGGGGAAACAUCUGUGAUCUUAUUUCAGCUAGCGAUGGAUCAGAUUGCGGAAGCGCGGGAACAUACACAAUUGAUCAGGAGUUUGAUAUCCCUGAGGAAGUCACGGACCAUAGUUGGUUCAUGCGACUUGUUACAAUUAGAGUCUUGAUUAAUGACGAAGAAGCAUGUACUCAGAAUGCGACGACAAAUGCUUCGUCUUCGGCCUUUAUGGCAACGGGAAUGGCGUCCCUUUUCGCUGUUGGAAGUUUGAGCAUGUACUUCAUGCGUCGACGCCAACGMCCUGURCUUGUUUUGGACGAAAAUGGCUAUGCCGAUAGACAUCUUGGUCGAUUCGUUCAAAUGAACGAUUUGUCUCCUAGUGUUAGCAGUAUUGGUCUUAGAGGAGGUUUCUCUUGGAGUGGGAUGGCAUAAAAAAAAUUGACAACUCUCGCAACGAGUGACAAAGGUUUUCUCCUUUGCUUUUGUAACAUAAUUGUAAAUCUCAGAGUUGAAUUGUGAAUUCAAAUGCAAAAAAUCGGAAUGAAAACCACGAAACUUUGUAUUCUCGAAAGAGAAUACUGAAACACAAAUUCGCCUCUAUCGAACAAUUGUACACGAUACUGAUACCUAGAAAACGAUGCAAUUUUAGAAACACUGAUUAAUUUACUUCAUAACAUGGGCAACAAUUUAAAUUUAAGGGAUCUUUCAUGGGUUGAGAAGGCUGGGAUCURGUUUGCGUGUCAAUCGAACUGCCAACAUCUUCUACUCUUUUCGACUCCAGCUUAAUAAUCAGCAYUAGAAUUCAGGCGUCUCAUGUUUCGCUGCAACUUGUUGAUUUGCUCCUGCUGCUCUUUAAGCUGCUUUUGGAUAUUUGCAAAAUUCUUGAAAGCCCUGACGUUGUCUUUGUUGAUGACCACCUCGACAUCGUCGAUAASCAUGACGAAUUUCUUAGCGGCAACGCGGAAUUCACCGUGGCAUGUUGACUUAUUCGUGUAGUCUCCGAGGGCGCAAUUAAUAACGCAAGAUCUGUGAUGAUUGGCCUUUGCAUUGCGACCCAUGGCGAUGGAAAAGUUUCCUUCGGCAUCGUUGCCGUCACCUCCGACCGCAACAGCAAAUUUCCCGCCUGCCGAGUUGUCUCUGCCUCCGACCACGGUCGAAAAUUCACCAUUGGCUUCGUUGCGGAUACCACCACAGAUCGUAGACAAUCGGGCUUGGGCAUUGUUCAUCUUUCCACCCGAAACCACCGACACGUUGCCAUUCGCCUCGUUCUGGACGCCACCAGAUACAGUAGCGCCUGGAUUGUUGGCAGAAUUCUUCCAACCUCCGCCGACGGUAGCCUCAUUUGCUGUCGCCAUGUUUGCUGCCCCUCCUGACACAGUGGCCCUUACCUUCGUUGCCUUAUUUUGCUCUCCACCAGCUACGGUAGACACUGGACCGCUUGCCACGUUGCCUCCGCCCCCGGAAACAACACUGCGUAAUGCCUGUGCUACGUUGUUGUGCCCACCCGAAACGGUUGCCAUUUUACCUGGAGCUCUCGUGUUUACUCCCCCACCGACUGUAUGUUCGGGAGUAGAGGAGCCCGGUGGCCCAGAUGGUGACGGCUCAGGUUCCGGUUCUACCGGCGUUGCAGUAGCCACCGCGACGGCUACUGCCGGAGCGGAAUUCGCGGCGUCUUCUYUCUCUCGUUCAGCGAUCAUCCAUGCCUUGUACUCUGGAUUGAGCUUCAUUUUGCCAUCGACCUUGACAUACUUCUUCGGGGCAUCCACCAUGAUCACUUUUCCUUUGAAGCUUUCKCUUUGAUAACUUGGUUAUAUUCUCUUACCUYGCACGGGUGUGUAAUGUAGGUAAUUUAUAAUCUAAUCG